AUGCCUGUGCAAACCAGCUCACCGUCAGCCCCGGAUUCGUUCCCUUCUUUUAUGUCUGUGUUUGGGAGGUCGCCCGAGUUCCCCGACACGACGGACCGAACUUCACUCGUCAAACCACUUAGGGUUCCGACCAAUGUCACAGUCAACACAUCGCGACGCCCACUUCCCUUUCAACAUCGCGAAAGUAUAUCAUCGAUGACAUCAGGCUCCACUGAUUCGUCUCCCACCACCACCAUCUCCACCUUCGAUCCUCCUUCGGCCGUGGAUACCUCCCCGAGCUCCUCGCCCGAAUCUCCGUCAUCCAUGCCGUUAUCAUAUCCUACCUUUAUGCCAGUUGCCCACAAGGCUGAGUGCCAAACGCACUCGGCGGCUCCGACCACCGACUUGAAACCGUCAACGGAUAGCCAAAAUGUCGCACGGCCCGACUCCCCCGGCAGGCGCGCACGCAACCUCAAGAAUCUUUCUCUGAGAAUGCCUCUGCCAUCGCAAGGGUCCCGCCCGCCUAUUGCAACGGCCUCUGUCGUAGAAACCACCUCCCAACACCAUCUCUCCGCCCCGCCCUCCCCAAUCCAUGUACCACCGAAGGGCAUGCGCCGCAAGCCCGCCAAUCUUACAAUCCGCACUCCUGGGUUUGAUCGGUCCUUUUCAAGCAACGGUAACGAUGUGCCGCCGACCCCGCACGCUUUGCGCCACACCGAGUCCUCCCCGUCCCUCACGUCUGUGUUUUCUCCAUCAUUCGGCCCGAAGGGUGGCAUGCAACUGCCCCGACCGAUGACCCAUCAUGGUGCCCGGCGACCGUCGGGUGCGUCAGAGAGCAACCUCUCCCCACUGCAAACGGUGCCCGACGAAGGAUCGGGAGUGCUGCAUGAAUUGGAAGAGGAGGAUGACCACCUCGACUCGAGAGAGUCGACGCGGCGCAACGAGCGAGGUUAUCCGAAUGGACCGAUCCAAAUCUAUGACUCUGGCGUCUUCCUGUACCUGGAGCCGACCGCGCAAGAAGCUUCGCAAUUCGAUGUGGUCGUGAAUGUGGCCAAGGAGGUGGCAAAUCCGUUCACCGCGACUGCUGGUAGCACCGGCACGGUGGUCAGCACCUUGCGCAAUGGGUCGGCAAGUACGAAGCGACUGUCGACUGGAGAACCGUGGACGGCCAUGUCCGAUGCAUCCUUCAAGUCUGCCUUUGAGUUCCCCCAAAAUGACGACUCUUCGCCUGCCACACCUCAGAAGGACUCGUCUGGACCGGAAUAUGUCCACGUCGGUUGGGACCACAACUCCGAGAUUCUGGAUGAUCUUUUCCCGCUUUGCGAGUUGAUCGAUUCUCGCAUAUCUGAAGGUAAAAAGGUACUCAUCCACUGCCAGCUGGGUGCUAGUCGAUCGGCAUCGUUGGUCAUCGCCUAUGGUCUCUACAAAAACCGACAGUUGGAUUUUAACUCGGUCUACGAGCUUGUUAAAGAACGUAGUCGCUGGGUCAGCCCCAACAUGAGUCUGAUCUAUCAGCUGACGGACUUUCGUUCUCGGCUACUCCGCGGCAAGCUUUCGAAAGCGGCCCCGGAGGAGUGGUUUGUCGGCGGGGCGCGCAGGUGCUCCGAGCCUCAGCCACCCCAAACAGCCAGGACAGAUGUUUCGGAAGCCAGCACGCCGGGCUUUCUCAGUGGCAGCUCGGAUGCGGAGCCAGCUUCGUCGAACGGCCUUUCGCAGUCGUCGAUGAGCUCUAUAUCGGUGUCCUCUAACCAGACGACGCCUCUUUCGAUAGAGAAUCUGGGCUUCUCACAGUCGCUCUCACACAAGCGCAGCUUGUCUCCUCGGCCACUGCCCUUCCGGCAGGCUACUUAUCACCUGGGGCCGACGGGCAAAACUCUACAACCCGAAUAUACUGCGCCUUCGUGGCGUCCCGAAGGCGGGCCAUGUUCUCUGGCUAAGACGGACGUCUUCGUGCAAGACAUGCCAGAUGGAAUGAACUCGCUUUUCUCGCCGAGAACCACUGGAUUUCUGGCCCCGCCUCUUUCGCGUUCUAUUGCCGACUGCCUCGAGGACGACGGUCCCCACGGGCUGCGGUUCGGGUCGCGAGUUGCAGACCCUCGAUCACCGCCUCCAGGCAAUGAGCGCCUGAUCAUGAGGAAUAUUGAUGAGUUUCUGUAA
This is a messenger RNA of Aspergillus neoniger CBS 115656, 2136 nucleotides long. It is a transcript of the gene dspD, whose product is annotated as putative protein-tyrosine phosphatase. The record is from RefSeq and is a predicted model, not a curated record. Gene Ontology annotation, biological process: negative regulation of MAPK cascade; protein dephosphorylation. Gene Ontology annotation, molecular function: MAP kinase tyrosine/serine/threonine phosphatase activity; protein tyrosine/threonine phosphatase activity. Lineage: Eukaryota; Fungi; Ascomycota; Eurotiomycetes; Eurotiales; Aspergillaceae. Gene Ontology annotation, cellular component: cytoplasm; cytosol; nucleus. The coding region runs from base 1 to 2136 and encodes 711 amino acids. The transcript has a single exon.